AUGGCGUUAAGUUGUCUCUCUUGCUUUGCUGCAAGCAACUUGAUUUUACUGAUAACUGGAGGGUUAUCUUUGCCUUUGUACUUUUCAUAUUUUGGUUCCGAAGCAGCAACAAGAUUUUCUUUGCUUCUUUGUUUACAUUCUGUCCUACUUGCGGCAAUACCAAGAGUUUUGGUGAGUAUUAUAUUCCCGUCCGGCGUUUUUUAAAUUUUAGGUAGCCAGAAGUAGUACCCCUCCUAUUCAGAGUACUUGAAAGUAAGCUAACUCUUAAACUGAUCGGCCUGAAACUUUGACAUGCCCUUCAGGAAACCUUCGGGAAGAAAUUUUGGGCUGUUCAAGUUUCCAUUCCUGUGCUUUUACAGUUCCUUCUAUGUUAUAGUUGUUAUGAUAGAAGAAACCCCAGGGUAUCCGAUCGAUGAAAUCGUUAAUCGAUGACAGUCGAAAUCAAUCAAUACCAAUCCAUAUCAGUAAAUCGAUUGAUUUUGAUAAUCGAUGACCAGUCAAUGGCUAAGAUUCGUGUGGUUAUCGAUUGGUGUCGAUUUUCAAUAACAGUCGAUAGAUAAAUUGGUAUCUAUUGGUUGCAGAUUGACACAGAAAUAUUUGCAAGUACUGGCCAAAGGGGAUCUACAAGCUCGGACUGUAAGCGGCCGAGCUGUCCACGAUGGUUAACAACUUAAAAGGCGUUUCCGCAUUCUCCCCUCUUCUUGUUAGCAGUAAACACUUCGCCGGCGUUCACCUCAAAAUGGCAAAGGUGAUAGCCUCUGACGAUGCACCUUAUAUUCAGUAAAGCCUCUUCCCGGACUUCUUGGGUAGACAUGAUGACAUGGAAAGGCAGUGAUGGGCAAGUGGGUGAUUCGAGUACUUGUGCAACGGGGUAUAUUCUUUGCAUUGAGAUGACUGGGUCAGAAUUGUAUACCAAUUUCUUUCCCAGGUCUUCCUAGAAAUGGCGGAUGAUCGGACAGGUAGCAUGCGAGACGUCUGUUCGAGGUUGCCAUGUUGAUCGAUAGUAAUCAAUGAACGGUUUUUGUGUGGUUAUUGAUUGAUCAUCGAUUGACCAAUACCAACCGAUACCAAUUAAUAAUUUAAUUUUAGCGAUUGAUAUCGAUUGAUCGAUUGGUUUUCCGAUCAUCGAUUUCCAUUGAUCGGGUGCCCCGGGAUUGAAACAGGUAACAAGUAGGUUCGCCUACCAUCUCGAUCUCUGCUAGCACGUUAUUUAACCACGAGGUUCUUAACACGUGGGUUUUAACUAACUUUAGUACAAUAUCAGUGCCACUGUUAAGCUUCUAAUUAACCUUAACUUGACAGAAAUCUGCUUUACCAAUGCUACAGUUGUUGUUAUUUGUUACCCUUCUGCUUCUUCCAUUCAACGUGACUCCACAUUUUAUUGUCUGGAGUUAUCAGAAGAUUCUCCGUCUGUCAGAGUCUGCUUUUUUGCUGACCGAAGCUGUGUUGUCAGUGUUGGUGGUGAUGUUUGUAAGCCAGUCUAUUGUGAAUGAGAUUGAUGAACACCCAGUUUUAGUCAAGGUAUAAGGUAACAUAGGAAAUAAAGUGUGCAUUCUGAUUGGCCAAUGAUCUUCUUAUUAUUUGCCAAUCAGUAACUACACUAGUGAAGGCCAACUGCCAUCCUCAAGGCAGUAUGUACAGGGUGCAAAGAAAAUCAUUUUUACAGCUUGCCAUUCGGGCAAGCUGAAGCUAGCAUUUACUAGCCCAGACGCCAUUUCAACUAGCCCCAAAAACUUUUUGUUCUUAUGUUAUUCAAAGUCCUCAUAAAACAUCACUUGCCCGUCGGGCAAGUUAAACAUAGGCACGUUAAACAUGCAUGAGCUAUUUUGAAUGCUUCAGUGUAACCUUACCAAGAAUGAUGAAUCUACCUUUUUCGUCCUAAAUAUAGACUGGGUUUUUGUGCAAAAUUGGGUAUUGCCGUACAUAAAUGAAAACGCGAAACGCUCAGCUGCGUCGAUCCUCAUGCUAUAUAUUCACUUUCCUCUGUCUUUCCCUGUUACAUUUGGUGCAAGUUCAACAAAUUAUUAAAGUAAAAUAAAUAUCUACUCACCAAACGUUGAUUAGAAGGAAAACUCUAAGGUUUCCUCGGAGUUUCUUAAGCCAAAAUGUGACUCAUCGAAUUCGAGUAGUUAAGAAAUACCAGGAUUCUUAUCAUUGUGGUAGAUGGUUGCAUCAUCACAAUCCACGAGGUUUUCACGUGCGAUUCUACUCAGUGAAACAGUCCUUAACUCCAACAACUUAUUUCUUCAUGUUUUAAAAGCUAUUGCUUCUUAAAAGAAAAGAGCCUUUUUUAAGGCAUUGGUUACAAAACAAAACAGGUCUUCGUACGUUCAAGUUACUAUUAUUAUUGUAAAAAGCCAAUCUGUAUGAGACAUACAGUCACACAACUGGCACGUGAAAGUGUUGGACUUUGCCCCCUUUCAUGGUUCGUACGUGAGGGAAUUCGAGUUAUCACACGUUAAUCUAUAAGUAAACAGAAUUAUAAAAAUAACUCAUGCACACAAUUUGCACAUGAAGAUGUUGGCCUUUGGCCCCUUUACAAUUCGUACGUAAAAAAAACGCAAAUUGUUUACUACAAAAUUUUCUCAACGAUUUUAAGAAAUCACCUCGGCUUCAUUACAACAUCUGCAAUUAAAUUAUGUUUCAUGCAACGUCAAGGUUGAUAGCCUAACGUUUAUUAACUUUAAUUUGUAAGCGAGAGAAUAAUAUUUUUAAAGCUUGUUUACAGGAUUAACAAUACUCGGUGCAUCUUUAAAAAAAAUAAGCUGCCUUUCAAACUUGUAAAACCACAUUUUAUAUGCUGCAUACUUUCAAAUUAAAGUCCAUAUCUAAAUAUCAAUUAUUGCUUCACUGGAAGAGCUUUGAAAAUAUGAUCUUUUAUACUCUACCUUGGAGCAGGUGAAACACAACUCAUAAAUACGUGCAUCAGUACUGUUCGCGAUAGCUGAAUUCGGUCAGAAAUGUCUUGAAAUAGCAUCCACACUAAAAUAUGAACCCUUAAACAGCUGCAUCACUGUACACAGCGUUUGAAUCAUGAAGAUGUUUAAUAUAAUGUUCCCAAACACCUGUAGCCGUAAUAUACGACGAAAAAAUUGUCAAGAAUCAAGAUGGCGGUCUCAAAGUGCCCUUGUUCGACCUUUAGAGCUCUUUAGCAAUGUCAUGUUUAAGUAGAUGCCAAGAUCUCAUUGGUUCCUAAGCAUCAACUCAUAGUACCUUCAACCUUAUUGGCUCUUGCAACAAACAUCCAGACAUACAAAGUUACAAAGAUACAAAGUUACAAAGAUACAUUUAUAGUUACAAAGAUACAAAGCCACAAAGAUACAUACGCUCACACCACUGACAUAUGAGCUAUUUUUUCAAAAUAGCUCAAAAACAGAAUUCACUAGCCUGAUAGCAAAAUCCACUAGCCCCGGGCUAUCGGACAGUACUUUCUUUGCACGCUGAUGUAUCAAUUAUUUUUAUGCACAAAUAUUUUUAAAAUUUUAUUGUGGAACUUAUGUUACACGAACAUUCAGAAUAACAUUAAAAAAGGUUUUAAAAAAUAAGUUUUAAAUAUUAUUACCUUGAAACAGUAAACCUUUGAUACAUUAAUGCCAUGUGGUGUGCAGUCUCCUACAUAAUUUUGCUGUUCUUCAUCUUAACAUGCAAUAGUUUGUAAGAGACAAAGAAAUGUGCAUUAGAGACUACAUGGUCUGAAAUAGAUAAAAAAAACCCAAGCUGGAAAGACCAGAAUACAUUUCUUUGGAUGAAAGCUUUUGUUAAUUUGUCAUGAAGCUGCAUCUAUAUGUUAUUGUUUAAUUUAGAAAAAAUGUCAGUAUAUGUUUUUUUGCGUAGUCUAGUAUCCUAACCAUCUCAGGAGUUGCAUAUUUUCUGUCAAUGUUCCUUGGUUACAAUCUGUUUGCUGAUAUUCACACCACAGAUAUGGAAACCUGGUAAGAAAGUCUCUGACUCUCAGAUUUUUUUUUACCUUUGAAUGGUAUGUGCAAUAACCACAUGAUACAUUCUUUGAAUUAACACAUUAGCAGUCAAUCAAUAAAGUUCAGUUUUAAAUUAUCAAAAUUUUUUCUUGGCUCUGAGGCUGAAGGUAUUUGAACAAAAGAGGAGAAUUAUUAAACCUGGAAUUUAUUUCACCAUUCUCACAUUGGCCAUUAUCCACCUUGUCAACCCCUCAAAAUCUUGCAUAAAUAGAGGAUAUUACAUGGCCGCUCGGAGAUACGAAAUUUCUAUUUCAUGAGUGAGCGCAGCGAACGAGUGAAAUAUUUUUCAACACUCGAAGAGAAAUUUCGUAUCUUCAAGCGGCCAUGUAAUGUUCUAUUUAAUAAAAUAAAAUUAAUGAACUACCAAACCAUUUCACUUUAAUAGAUUUUUGGUGUGAAAGGCGCGAUUUAUAUGGUGAUAUUUUCACAUAUGAAGAUAACACAUGUUAUUUUCACAUGUGAAGAUAUCCAGUUUUCGCGCAAAAGCUUACCUGGUAUUUCGUUGGUGUUUAUAUUAGAAGAAUUGUCAUCCCAUCAAAGACAACGGUUGUGUAAAAUUUCAAGGGGGGGGGGAGGGGGUAUAAACAAGGCGCAUUUUGGUCAAUGUGAAAAUAACGAAUAGUUAAUCUUUUGCUUUAACCCUCAGCCUUAGAGCCAAGAAUGAAUUUUGAGAAUUCAAAACUGGCCUAUUGGAGAACAAUAAAACUUCUUGUUCUUUUUAAGGUUGCCAUUAAGGGCUGAGGGAUGGGGAUUGGGUAUUUUCCUUGGCUAACAUGACUGCAACCCCGCAUACUUUCGUGGGAGAAUAGAAGAAAAACAAACCAAAAGAAAGCUUUGCCUAUUGCCUACAGCCGAUGUAUUUCUAGUUAGUGCAACAGUGUUUGCCUUCAUUGUAUUGGUUCUACUAUUUCACAAUAGUUUUUCUUUUUGACUUACUUUUGCAUGUUAAACUUGGCAAAUGUGUAUAUUCUACUAUUGAUAAUUUUAUUGGUAAAAAUGACUUCCUCAUAUAUUUUUUUGCUUUAUUGCUCAAUUUCUUGCAUGCGUAUUUAUGAAAUGCACUCGGUUACAUCAAUAUACUCUAUUACAGGGUAGGAGGAUUUGCAGUUGUACUGUCUCUUCUUGUGUUUUUCAUUUGUCUGCGUAAGGAGGAAGGUAUGAAUCUUUUGUAGUUUGUGGUAAAUCAGUCCACUCUAAUUGUACAUACCUCCAACAUGGACCGCUAUAUAAAGCAUUGCCUGCCGGGUAUCUCAAUAUUUUAUAUCUGAAUUUGAUUAACUCCAUGAGUGGACAAGAGCACAUGGUGAUCAGUGCUUUCUUAUAAAAUGUUGGUUAAUCAAUAGAUUUUUGUGAAUUUUUUUUUUGUAAGAGGAGGGUGUGGUCAAAUAAUUUUUAUUGGUUUAUUUGAUUAUUAUAUUCCUUGUAGGAAUUAUCUCUGAUGCUGCAGUCAUUAGUCUUGUUAUGAUGUUUAUAUCUUGGGCAAUAAAGCAAGAAAGGUUAAUGCAAGAAAAUUCCCUGGAUGCACCAACACAAUGGCUUUAGUAAGUAAAUCCACAUUUUAUAUCACUAUCAAACAAAUAUUUACCCAGGAGGCACGCUGUUACAAAAUCCUUCCUCCAGCCCUUUACCGGGACAGGUUGAGUAAGAUCACCUGACAAAAUUUGAUCUCAAGACAAUGGUUUCCAUUCGCUCCCAAAGCUUAUGCGCACUGAGCCUUGUACUAUUGAUAAAAUUCAAUCUAACGGAAAUUAAUGACCUUUAUAUUGAAAGUGGAAAUGAAAUUUGAAAUUGAACAUUACUUUAAAAACUUUCUGGCGUCUGUCUGUCUGUUCCCAACUUAACGGGAUCCCGUUCAAAAUGAGGUAAAAAUUUAAAAAAUUGGCGUUAAGCAGAAAGAAACGCAAUAUGUUAUAGAGAGGAAAUUGUGCCUAAAAGAAGUUUUGAUUUUGCAGUGAAAAUAAAUUGGCACGAGUCGACCCCGAUCAUUCAUUCGAAUUAACUGUAAUUCCUAAAAAAAUAACAAUUUUCUUUAUUUUUUAUUUUUAAACCAGUUCAUUCACGGGCAACCGUUCAUUCCUUAGUCUGUUUCUGUCAAUGGCCACAGCGAGCUUAGGUAAAUACUUUUCUGACCCUUUAAUUGAUUUUUAGUUCAAGAGUGCAUGGUCCUUGUUUUUGUUUCAGAAGGUUCAUGUGCAUGAUAUGAUAUAGCCUGCGUAGCAGGCGCUUGGAAGUAGUAGGCGAAAGAGUUAACGGGCGCGCGACUAAGGAGACCCUCACCCCUCCUGUGUCCGUGUCUCCGUCGCGCGUGCCCGUUCUCUUUUUCGCCCACUACUUCCAAGUACCUGCUACGCAGGCUAGAUAUGAUAUGCUCCAUUGUACCGAUGAACCGCCCGAUUUGCGGUCACCUCUCCCGACAGAGCAUCUCCGGCGGUAUGGUAUCAUGGUGUUUUACUUACUUCAAACUGUUGUUUCAUAUUCAGUCAAAGUAUUUUCGUCUUCAAAAACGCCUGCUUGAAGGACAACGAGAGGUUGUCGCAACGUCGAGUAAAGUUUUACUUUGAUUCUGCGGGGGGAAACUAUUUUCUUAUAAUGGAUCCAGCGAGGGAAACCGGCCGUUUGGGUACAAAGUCGUUUCGAUAGAAGUCGUUUCGUUACAAACUCAGUCAAGCAGUGAAAUUGGACAAAAAUUUCGUCCACUUCAAGUACAGUUUGCGCGUGAAAAAUGUGGGUGAAUAUUCUUCAUUCUUUAAGCCAAGAACGUGGAACUAGUUUUUACGCCUCCACUGAAUAAACGUGUGUCGGAACGACUUGUACAGUCGAAACGACCGGUAACCUCCAGAGAGCAAAAACCUUUAUACAUAAGUAGCAGUAUUAGUUGCAUAAACUAAAACCUGAUUCUUCCCCUUGCAGCACUUUCAGUUUGUGCCGAAACUCCCGAAAACGGUAAACGGUCAUUUCGCCCCAGUUACUUAGCCCCAUAUUUUCUAGUUAUUUAAAUUUGUAAUACAUCUCGUUCUUGAGGCGAUGUUAAAGGUUACUUAGGGAGCUGCUUAAAUAACCGGGCGAAAAGACCGUCAAGAUGUUCUUUUUAAAGGAUGCAGUCACUGGUCUCAUUGCAACUUUGCUUGCAAAUUGAAAACAGGGGCGGGGUUAAAGGGCUUUCAUUCAUUUAAUUUUCUUGCAGAACACAUGUCUCGUGCUCAAAGGAUAAUAUCUAUUUUCCUGUCCCCCACAUGUCUGCUGUUUGCUUUGGUGAGAGUCGCGAGUGUUCUUGCUUUGGUGGCAGCCGUUCAACUUUCCUACUCUCAGAAGGUAUAAAACUGUGUGAAAAUGAAUAAUGGUUACGUUCAAAGAGUUAAUAGUUUUACAGCAUUCCACCCAUAUGUUAUAGCGCGAUCCUCAGUCGAGUGUCUUUAACUGAUUGUUGUUCUCGCAGUUCGUCUUCACUUAGCCUGUGAACAGGCUCUCUGUUUGGGGAAAAAUAGCGAGAAAAGGAAAGGGAAAGUGGGGGAGAGACCUGUCAACAGUCAGUGUUCUCGCCGAUAGGAGCUUGCAUCAGGAUCUGAUGCACAGUAGGUACCGUGGAACGGCGGCCCCAAAUGUUUGUCUACAGGCCUUUUCGCUUUUCCCUCUCCCCACCCUGCUCCACUAAAGGCCUGUUCACAGGCUAUUCUUCACUAAGUAGGUUGUGUUGCGAAAAAUCGAAGAGAAAGAGAGACGGAAAAAUCGGGUUCGUGAGGGAGGAAAACGACUUAACGACAGCGCCCAGUGACGCGAUUAGCUGAACGAAAACAAGACCUUAAUCACAGCCAGAAUGAUCUUAACAGUAUUUUGAAGGAAAUGGGUUAUUUCCACUCGAGUCAGUUGUAGUCUGUAAUCGCAUGUAAAUUUUUGGUUACCCGGUCCCUCUGAUUGCCUAGCUUGUUCCUUCGGAUACGAAACCGAAAUGCAUAAUCGUGAAGGCCUUGGAAAACUCCUUUGAGACUUCCGUCUGCUUUUUUGACGUUCUCGUUGCCGUCGCCGUCGCCGUCGUCGUUUCUUAGGGUGUAGUAAAACGGGCAGCAAAAACAUGCAACUAGUUUUGCAACGUUGCUGCAAAACGAGUUGAAUAGCGAUGUUGCAUGUUUUACCACCCACGUUCAAACCUGUCUCGCAACGAAUCUGGUUUAUGCAGGUUGCGAAACGUUGUUGCAGAAAGAAGAGAGUAGUUCUAUUUUCUGCAGCAAAAUCUGUCACCCCAUGUUGCGCGUAUUACCGACCCAAGGCAAACUUGUUUUUCAGGAAGUGUUGUAACCCACGUGUUUGGCGUGACUUCCGCGUAAUUUUAUCCAAUCAAAAGUCAUAUUCAUGUGUCUUGCAACAAUUGUAAGACAGGUUUGAACAUGAGUGGUGAAACGUGCAUCAUUGCUCUUCAACUCGUUUUUCAAAAAAGUUGCAAAACAAAUUGCACGUGUUUUUUGUCUGUUUUACCGUAGCUUUAAGUUCCCUAAUGACCGAGCACGUACAAUCAUGAACAAAAGUCUUGGGACACUUUUGCGUUUCUGGGGCGUUUUCCAAUUCACACACCCUACCCUCAUCCCACAAACAAUGUUGGACGCGUGUAUCCAGAAUUUUUUCCGAGUUUCAUCUUUGUAUAGGGUGGGGGAGGGAGAACUGCAAGACAAUUUCGAAAAGAAUGCACUGUUUUAAGAGGGAACCGAGAAACGACAGAAAAAUAUGAAAAUUGCGGGACUGUCCCAAGGACUUUUGUCCAGGAUUGUAGCUCAGUCAAGGUUAUUAGUUUGAAGAUGAUCGAAGAGAGGAGCGAAGGCAUUUUCUGAUUGAAUGCACCUCUAUUGUUUUAGAACUAGCAAGUCAUUGUUUAAUUCACUGAAGUGAAACAGUUAGUCAUCAUUCCAGUUAGUUACUUCUUGUUCCAGUUCAGUGACCUUAUCCUCAAUUUAUUGAAAAUAAAUCCUCAAUUUUUUGAAAAUAACAACCAAGAGAGAAUAGGUCAUUCUCUCUUGUAAUAACCUGUUCAAAACGAUUGAAAGGUGCAUCAGCUAUACAUAUUGCUGCUAAAAGUUCCUUCAUCACAAACUAGUCGAUUUGAUACUCAUGACAGUUUCGUAUUUUAUUUAAGGAUGAAGAAUGCAGCACAUUGUACGAAGAAGAACCGAGAAUUUACGGAGGUUUCCGUCCUCUUUACCUUCGUUUGAUCAUAAUCUUUGUGUACACUGAAGUGGUAGUUCGCACUAUAGACUCUGCAACUUCGUUUAACGCUCACGAUAUCGCCAACAGAUCUUCCAACAGAGAUGUACUACCGAUGUUAACAGGCAUCAAAGUCUGGCGAAUUAUACAGCUUUUAACAAUUACAAUUACCUACCUCUACCAGCUAUUCAAGCAAGCGGACUAA
Messenger RNA from Porites evermanni, 9372 nucleotides. The record is from the annotation of a GenBank genome assembly. Lineage: Eukaryota; Metazoa; Cnidaria; Anthozoa; Scleractinia; Poritidae.